GUGAUUUUUUUUACUUAUAUUAUUAUAAUUUUUCUUUAGGUUUUUUUUAUUAGGGUUUGUGUCUUUCUAUCAGUCCCUAUAAAAUGUACGGUUGGUCAAUCUUUUAUAAUUUUGGCGAGGUCCACAAUUAAAAUUUAUAUAAAACCAGGUUCAAUUGAUAAUUAGUACAGAGUACAAGGGCUUUUUCCUUGAAUAUUACUAAUUUGAAGCUAAUUUCCAAAAAUGUGACCAUUUUUAUAAAAGGACAAAAAAGUGACUAAAACGGUCACAUAUUUGAAAAAACUUGAUGUCACUGCCAUUUUUAAUGUCACUGUCGGAUUUUUAUGUCACUACCAGAUUUUUAUGUCACUUUUGAAAUGUCACUACCGGUUUUCAUGUCACUUUCAGAUGUCACUGUAUCGUCGGAAAAAUUUUCCGCCGACUUUUCUCUAUCAAUUUUUUUGCCGGAAACCAUCACUCAUCUACCGCCUCGAAAUCACCGCCGCCACGUCACCCAUGUGAAACUGCCUAUGGCCCCUCACACAACUCCAGCCCCCUUCCCUUCACCCCAGCCCACUCCCCUUCACGGCUUCAUCCCCUACCCCUCCACUGCACCUCCAUCCCCUCCCCUAUCCCCCAGCCCCCUCCCUAGCCCCCUCCCUAGCCCCCAGCCCAGCCACUUGCCGCGUUAUCCACAAACUCCGGCCAUCGUCGACAACCAACUUCGACUGCCGCCGUAUCACAAACUCUGGCCGCCACCAUUUGCCUCACCUUUCUUACCACCGUCAAUGCCAGCCCCCAAAUCCCCUUCCCCAGACAAACACCCCUCCCCAGCUCUUCGGUCCUUUCCCUAGCUUCCCCUGCAAUUGCCCCAAAUCCCACCCCGAGCCCCAUGAGAAACGGCCGCACUCCCCAGUCUUCGCAACCCCAAAUCAAGCCCACUUGAUAACCCCCCUCACCUUACCAACCCGCCCCCUUUUCCGGCAGCCGCCUUAACCCUAGCUCGAGAUUUUGGAUAGAAGAACAAAGGGGAAGAGGAAGAUACACGACGACGACGUCGUUGGGGUCGCCUCACUCGCCGUCGCUGGAAGGAUUGCCAGGAGAUGAUGGCCACCGUUCAUAGCUGAGUGCGCUGGAAGCUUGACGGGAUGCAAUCGAUCAGUUGUCGUCCUUAUGCGACAGAGGAUGGUUUGCUGCGGUGCAACCGUAGAUCUUCUCUCUCAUCUCCGUUAAAGCUAUUUCAUCUCCCUAGAUGCGGAAGAGGAGAUUUCGACUAUUAGAAAGUGAUGUGGCUGGUGUUGGGGUGGGAGCAGGGCACGCUGGGGUGCGAAGGAGAAGGAGAUGCAGAAGAGGCGAGAUGUUUCGUUAGUCAAGGGGUCACUUUCUUGUCAAACAGAAAUUUAGUUAUAUUUUUAUCUACUAAAAGGAUUGGAGUAACAUUUGUGUCAUUAUUUUAGAGUAUAACGGUUUAUUAGUUAGAGCACGG
Messenger RNA from Cuscuta europaea, 1465 nucleotides. NCBI's taxonomy places the organism in Eukaryota, Viridiplantae, Streptophyta, Magnoliopsida, Solanales, Convolvulaceae. The record is from the annotation of a GenBank genome assembly.